AUGUCCAUUUGGGAUGCGCUGACGGGACGCAAGUCCUCGUCGCAAACCUCGUCAUCAAGCGCCCCCUCCGCGCCCUCCGCGCCCACAACUACAACGACUACGACAGGUCUCCAACCGACUCCCUUUGACCCCACAGCGCCACAGGGCGUUGACGCCUUCCUUGGCACCUCUUCCUUCGCCGAUCCCUCACAACUACACCCUCUCGCGGGGCUGAACAAGGACACGCUAGACUACCUCACCCUCGAAGACUCAGCGCUCUCGGAGCUGCCCGGCUCGCAAUCAGUGCUGCCGUCCCGCGGCUUCACAGAUGAUCUCUGCUACGGCACCGGCACAACAUACCUGGCGGGCCUGGCGAUAGGCGGUGCGUGGGGUUUACAAGAAGGGCUGAGGAAAACGGCUGGCCAGCCACCAAAGCUGCGGCUGAACGGUAUUCUUAACUCGGUCACCCGGAGAGGUCCGUUCCUGGGGAACUCGGCCGGCGUCGUGGCGAUCUGCUACAACUGCAUCAACUCGUAUAUCGGUUACUUGCGGGGCAAGAACGAUGCCGCCAACACAAUCGUGGCCGGCGCCCUCAGCGGCAUGCUGUUCAAGAGCACAAGGGGGUUUCGACCGAUGAUGAUCUCAGGCGGUAUCGUGGCCUCGGUGGCUGGUGCCUGGGCGAUUGUCAGGAGGGCAUUCUUCCAAGGCUCAACCUCGCAUGGCGAGGCUCACGCAACACUCUAGAGGUGUAUUUGAAUCCGCUUUGCCUCGCACAUCGACGCGAUAUACGGCUUUCUUGGCCACUUUGAACCCACCUCUUUAAUCUACUGAGAGCAGCACUCUUUCACAAAGCUGUUUUGUGUGUUUAUGUCCCUUAGAGGACUGAUGUGUACGAAACUGGGUCGGGAGGUUAAAGGAGCGGGUACGCAUAGCGCAGGGUAUCUCUCCUCCCCUUGAAAAUCUGUAUAUUAGCGGCUUAUGAUCAUAGAGUGCCUCGGUUGAACGCAUAGGCAUGCGGAGGUUUUCGAUCACUCUGAUGGCGGUGUCAGCACCCGUUGGCGAGCUUCGCACGGUGCUCACCAGUGUGCGUGCGGAAGGGAGUUUGAGGCGACGGACUGAUCCUGUUUAUUAGUUCAUCCUAUAUAGCCUUCUUACUCUGUAGCGCAAUACAGUGUAACCAGAUAUCACCUGCUUUGGCCACACCG
Messenger RNA from Chaetomium strumarium, 1184 nucleotides. RefSeq names its product Tim17/Tim22/Tim23/Pmp24 family-domain-containing protein. Gene Ontology annotation, molecular function: transmembrane protein transporter activity. Gene Ontology annotation, cellular component: mitochondrial inner membrane; TIM23 mitochondrial import inner membrane translocase complex. The record is from RefSeq and is a predicted model, not a curated record. The transcript is spliced from 2 exons. Lineage: Eukaryota; Fungi; Ascomycota; Sordariomycetes; Sordariales; Chaetomiaceae. Bases 1 to 723 code for a protein of 240 amino acids. Gene Ontology annotation, biological process: protein import into mitochondrial matrix.